Molecule: messenger RNA, 4428 nt
Organism: Nicotiana tabacum (common tobacco)
Lineage: Eukaryota; Viridiplantae; Streptophyta; Magnoliopsida; Solanales; Solanaceae
Source: RefSeq, a predicted model, not a curated record
UUGGUGUAACUGGUAAAGUUGAUGUCACGUGACCAAGAGGUUACGGAUUCGAGCCGUAGAAACAACUUCUUGCAGAAAUACAGUAUAAGACUGCGUACCCUUGUGGUCCGUCCUGUCCGGUUCCCGGGCUAAGCAACCCCGGAGCUUAGUGCACCGGGCUGCUCUUAUACUAGUUUGUUUACAAUUUUUGGGAAUCUCGAUGCAACAGUAAGAGUUGUCGUCAUAAUGACAAAAUGUUCAUGGGGUUUAAGACGUGAAAACAGCCACUUGUAGAAAUGCAAGAGUUGGGAUUGAUAUGCCAUCAAUAGAAGUAAGAUAUGAGAAUCUAACUAUUGAGGCAGAUGCAUAUGUUGGAAGCAGAGCUUUGCCUACUUUUAUCAACUUCAUUACCAACUUCUUUGAGACAAUGUUGAAUUCUCUUCACAUCCUUCCAAGUAAAAAGAGACAAAUUACAAUUCUCAAAGAUGUAAGUGGUAUGAUUAAGCCAUGCAGAUUAACUCUGCUUUUGGGACCUCCAAGCUCUGGAAAAACUACAUUUUUAUUAGCUUUGGCUGGAAAGCUUGAUCCUACUCUAAGGGUUAAUGGGAAGGUGACAUAUAAUGGACAUGAAUUACAUGAAUUUGUGCCACAAAGAACAGCUGUUUAUAUUAGCCAACAUGAUUUACAUAUUGGAGAAAUGACUGUUAGAGAAACUUUGGAAUUCUCUGCAAGAUGUCAAGGAGUUGGCUCUAGAUAUCAGAUGUUGGCUGAAUUAUCAAGAAGAGAGAAAGAAGCUAAUAUCAAACCAGAUCCUGAUCUUGAUAUCUACAUGAAGGCUGCAGCAACAGAAGGACAGGAAGCCAAUGUUUAUACAGAUUAUGUUCUUAAGAUUUUGGGACUGGAUGUUUGUGCUGAUACCAAGGUGGGAGAUGAAAUGCUAAGGGGUAUUUCAGGCGGACAAAAGAAACGGGUAACAACAGGCGAAAUGCUUGUUGGACCAGCAAAAGCACUUUUCAUGGAUGAAAUCUCAACUGGAUUAGACAGUUCAACUACUUUCUCCAUUGUCAAUUCUCUAAGACUAUCCGUGCAGCUCUUGAAAGGAACUACUGUGAUAUCUCUAUUGCAGCCAGCCCCCGAGACUUACAACCUGUUUGAUGACAUUAUUCUGUUAUCAGAUGGCUACAUUGUGUAUCAGGGCCCUCGAGAAUCCAUUCUUGAGUUCUUUGAAUCCAUGGGUUUCAAAUGCCCCGAGAGAAAAGGUGUGGCGGAUUUCUUGCAAGAGGUAACAUCAACGAAGGAUCAACAGCAAUAUUGGGCUAAGAGGGAUGAGCCUUAUAGGUUUGUCACAUCAAAAGAAUUUGCUGAGGCAUAUCAGUCUUUCCAUGUUGGAAGGAAACUUGGCGAUGAGCUUGCAACUCCAUAUGACAAGAGCAAAAGCCACCCUGCUGCUUUGUCUACUCAGAAGUAUGGUAUAGGGACAAAACAACUGUUGAAAGUCUGCGCUGAACGAGAAUUCCUGCUAAUGAAGAGGAACUCAUUCGUUUACAUCUUCAAGCUCUUUCAGCUUGUGGUAAUGGCACUUAUAACGAUGACAGUCUUUUUCCGAACUAAGAUGCCCCGAGAUGAUAUGGAUGAUGGAGGGAUAUAUGCUGGUGCUCUCUUUUUCGUGGUCGUUCAGAUUAUGUUUAACGGAAUGGCUGAGAUCAACCUCACAAUUCUCAAGCUUCCAGUUUUCUUCAAGCAAAGGGACCUUCUCUUUUUCCCUUCAUGGGCUUACGCCCUUCCCACGUGGAUCCUCAAAAUCCCUAUAACAAUUGUUGAAGUUGCAAUUUGGACGUUCCUUACAUAUUAUGUCAUGGGAUUUGAUCCGAAUGUUUCAAGAUUGUUCAAACAAUUCUUUCUUCUCGUACUAGUACACCAGAUGGCAUCAGCAUUGUAUCGAUUCAUUGGAGCAGCGGGGAGAACAAUGGGAGUCGCUAGUACAUUUGGAGCAUUUGCUCUGAUCUUACAAUUUGCAUUGAGUGGAUUCAUCCUCUCAAGAGAUGAUGUGAAGAAAUGGUGGAUCUGGGGUUACUGGAUCUCACCAUUGAUGUAUUCCAUGAAUUCAAUUCUUGUGAAUGAAUUUGAUGGGAAGAAUUGGAAACAUAUCGCGCCAAAUGGAAACGAGCCACUUGGUGCUGCAGUAGUAAGAGCUCGAGGAUUCUUUCCGGAUGCAUACUGGUACUGGAUAGGCAUUGGGGCACUUAUUGGAUUCGUAAUGAUCCUCAACGUCUUCUACAGUUUAGGACUUGCUUACCUAAACCCAUUUGGUAAACCGCAAGCUAUGGUAUCAGAAGACAAUGAGAAUGCUGAUAAUGUUCGACUAAUUAGUCCACAGGGAGGUGAUUCUGUUAGUGAGGGUCAGAACAAAAAAAGGGGAAUGGUUCUUCCAUUUGAACCCCAUUCCAUCACCUUUGAUGACAUCGUAUACUCCGUUGACAUGCCUCAGGAAAUGAAAGGACAAGGUUCAACUGAAGAUAGAUUGGUACUUCUCAAGGGUGUAAGUGGAUCUUUCAGGCCAGGCGUUCUCACAGCUUUGAUGGGAGUUAGCGGUGCUGGUAAAACGACAUUGAUGGAUGUCUUGGCUGGAAGAAAAACAGGAGGAUAUAUUGAUGGCAGCAUCAAGAUUUCUGGAUAUCCCAAGAAGCAAGAAACCUUUGCACGUGUUUCCGGUUACUGUGAGCAGAAUGAUAUCCAUUCACCUUAUGUUACAGUUUACGAGUCCUUGGUUUACUCAGCUUGGCUGCGUUUACCUCAAGAUGUCGAUGAAAACAAGAGAAAGAUGUUUGUUGAGGAAGUUAUGGAACUUGUGGAGCUAACACUGUUAAGAUCAGCCUUAGUUGGAUUGCCAGGAGUCAACGGUCUAUCGACUGAGCAACGCAAAAGGUUAACCAUUGCAGUUGAACUGGUAGCAAACCCCUCUAUCAUUUUCAUGGAUGAACCAACUUCAGGGCUGGAUGCAAGAGCUGCUGCCAUUGUCAUGAGAGCUGUUAGGAACACCGUUGAUACAGGAAGAACCGUUGUCUGUACCAUUCAUCAGCCUAGCAUUGACAUUUUCGAAGCUUUUGAUGAGCUAUUUCUAAUGAAACGAGGAGGACAAGAGAUAUACGUUGGUCCUCUGGGUCACCAUUCUUGCCAUUUAAUCAAGUACUUUGAGUCUAUGCCUGGAGUUAGUAAGAUAAAGGAGGCUUACAAUCCAGCCACUUGGAUGUUAGAAGUUACAGCCUCGUCUCAAGAAAUGAUGUUAGGUGUUGACUUUGCUGAUUUGUACAAGAAAUCAGACCUCUACAAGAGGAAUAAAUUGUUGAUAGCUGAAUUAAGUACGCCUCGUCCUGGUACAAAGGAUCUGCAUUUUGAAACUCAAUUUUCACAGCCUUUCUGGACCCAAUGUAUGGCUUGUCUCUGGAAGCAAUAUUGGUCGUACUGGCGUAAUCCAUCCUAUACUGCAGUUAGAUUCAUUUUCACAUUAUUCAUAGCGCUUGUCUUUGGCACAAUGUUCUGGGAUCUUGGCACCAAAGUGAGUCGGAGCCAGGAUCUUUUCAACGCUAUGGGAUCAAUGUAUGCUGCGUGUCUUUUCCUUGGUGUACAAAAUUCAUCGUCGGUCCAGCCUGUUGUAGCCGUUGAGCGUACUGUAUUUUAUAGAGAAAGAGCUGCUGGAAUGUAUUCAGCCAUACCUUAUGCCAUUGGACAGGUUAUUGUUGAGCUACCUUAUGUAUUUGUACAAGCUGCUUUCUAUGGUAUCAUUGUGUAUGCGAUGAUCGGAUUUGAAUGGACUGCUGCCAAGUUCUUUUGGUACUUCUUCUUCAUGUACUUCACUCUCUUGUACUUCACCUUCUAUGGUAUGAUGACCGUGGCUAUUACUCCGAAUCAAAACGUUGCUUCCGUUGUCGCGGCCUUCUUCUAUGCAGUAUGGAAUCUUUUCUCAGGAUUCAUCGUUCCACGACCUCGUAUUCCAAUAUGGUGGAGAUGGUACUACUGGGCAUGCCCCGUUGCAUGGACUUUGUAUGGUCUUGUUGCAUCACAAUUCGCUGACCUGCAAAACGAUCUUGGCAAUAAUGAAAAUGUGAAGCAAUUCUUGAGUCGUUACUUUGGAUUUGAGCAUGAUUUUCUUGGAGUGGUUGCAGCUGUUAUCGUUGCAUUGCCUGUUAUGUUUGCCGUCAUAUUUGCAUUGGCUAUUAAGGCACUCAACUUCCAGAGAAGAUAAGAGAGUUCACCUACAAAAAAUUAUGAGAAAGAAGAGAAUACAAAAGUCAAAACUACUAUAUAUAUAAAUCACUACAUGAAGAUUGUUUCUUGUAACAUUUUGUAUUACUGUGUAUGUACUUUUGUUUUUUCCUUAAUCCCAAGUUUUGUUUGUACAAACAAAUAAAUUUUCAAUGAUAAAUGAAAAUAUACCAACAAUUUACUCCA